Messenger RNA from Cinara cedri, 2935 nucleotides. The record is from the annotation of a GenBank genome assembly. Lineage: Eukaryota; Metazoa; Arthropoda; Insecta; Hemiptera; Aphididae.
AUGGUCAUUCCGGAAAAUUCAACGGUAAUUAAUUAACAGUUAAUUAUCAAAUAAUUUAAAAGCGUUAUAUUAUUUAAAAUUACAAAUAUAAUUAUAGGUGAAUGUAUGCUGGCAAUAUAAUUAUUUUUGUUUCUAAACUUUAGUUGGACAUUUCAACAACUGUAACUGACCCAGAAAAUAAUCUGGUAAAAAUAACAGAAACGUCUUUUACUGAUAAUUGUAAUCAAUGUCACAAUCUUGCAACCAUGACUUGCAGAAAAGACGAUUCCGUAGCAAUGGAUGUCGAAAAUUGCGAGCCUGUUUCAAAACAUACUCAAAAAGAAGAAAACGUUCUAUCGGAAAACAUGUCGUAUUGUCACGUGAGCGUUAUCUACAUUAUGUUAAUUAUCUCAAACCUUAUACUCAAUACCCAUUUAGAAAAAAAAUAUAGAAUGUACAAUGUACAUUGUACCUUAAUAUGCCUACUCAGAGGCAUAAUAAUACAGCUAUUAUGAUGUGAAUAAUAUUGUGUUAUUGAUGUACAGUAAAGAAUAAUAGGUAGGUCACUUUUUUUUUCCGGUUAACCGACAGUAGAGACGGAUCUGUAUUAACAUUGUAGGUGGGUAUCUACUACGUACCAUCAUAUAAUUUGCUUAAAUAUUUCAACACACUUUUUAUCAAAUCAUUAAAACUAGACAGCUGUUUAAUCCAAAAGUUUAGAUAGGUAUUUUACCAUUUACCAGUUAAGUAGGUACCUAUUAUUAUACAAAUAAUUAUGUUUGUUUUUUAGAAUUUACAAAUUUAGAUACUAGUAGCUUCUUGCUAUAAUGUAUUUUUUUGUUACGUCCACGAAUCUCCUAUACAACUUAACUGACUUUUUGGUUAGUGCAAUGGUUUUCAUUAUUAUUGUGAAUACGACCCAUCCCUAUUCCCUAUAUUCUCUUUUCUAUGAAAUGUUCACGGUCCAUAUUGGCCAAGACCCAAGAACAACUUUUUCUCCACGGAAACGUUUUUUUCAAAUUAUUCUUUCUGGGUUAGAGUCUAAACUCAGACGAACUACGUUAACAGAGGUCUUACAUAGAGCCUUUUAUUGAAAAAUACCAUGCCUAUUGGUAAACAAAAUAAUAAUAAACAACAAUAUACAAAAUUAUAUAAUCUUGAAACUUAACCUAAGUGAACUUUAAAUUGAAAACUAUUUUUGUGUGUCUACUGUAGCAAUUAACCAAGUGGUAUAAUAAAAGAUCUUCAGUGCCAUUUUCCUAUUUAAUUGGCAUACCAGUCGGUUGGCUAAUGCUCGGAAUAUUUCAAUAUUUUGUGUGUGUCGUCAAUUUGGGUGACAGUCUCUUAGAUCCGUGGUUUUUUUCCUGUACUUGGAUAGUGGAAGCAAUUUGUCUGUUACACGUAACCAUGAUAAUUACGAUUGUCAAAUGUUUGUAUGUUCGUGUGGUAAGUAUAUUUCCUUAUCUACGUAAUAAAAUUAAAUAAAUUCUGAUUAUAUUUACAAUACAUUUACAAUUUAUCAUACAUACAAUUAUUAUUUAUUGCAUAUUGUAUAUAUGUAUACAUAUUAAUAAAAUGAUUAUAAUUUUAGGAAGUAUUGAAAUACUGUGAUAAAAUUACCUGGGCCGGAUUUACGUUUUUACUUUUUCAAGGAUUGGUCAUAAUAUUGCUUUUGCUUCCGAUAAGUAAUUUAUAUAAACACGUUGUUGGCGAUUUUUCAAAGCCUAUCAAUUUUUUUACUUACUGGUUGAUGAUUGCUUUUCCCCAUUUUAUGAUAACAUGUUUUGCAACAUUUGGUUGUUGUUCAAAGGUAUGUCUUAAGAUGUUAGUUUUGCUCUUUUUUUUAAAUUUCUGUAAUUUAGUUUUCGUUUGAAAAUAUUUUAGAAAACAGUUAAGAUGAGGUGCCCGAUAAAUAGUUUCUUUUUAGAUUCUGAGUGAAGCGAAGAAGCCUAUGGUUUUACAAAGAUGUUUAUUUUUUUAUCUUUUUUUUUAUCUGUAAACAACUGUUUUACCAGACAACUUGUUUAGAUUUUUAAGUGUAGCACCUUAGCUAAAAGGAAAUUUACUGGAGAGGUACUUUAGAGAGAUCAUUUUUCGAUUUUCUCAAGAGUUUUCCAGGCAAAUGUGAAAAACCUUGAUAAAACAUAGGAAAACCGGGAAAAACCUAGGAAAACUGGGAAAAUCGGUACAACGUUAAACAAAUAUUAUUAAAGAAAAGCCUAUUUAAUUAUUUUACUAUAAUAUGAUAUAUAUAUUGUUGACAAAACAUUAAUAUCAACUGAACUUCACUCAGAAUAAGUAUAAGUAGGUACCUAUUUUAAUAAAAUUGAUAUCAAAAAUAACUGAUAUGUAUAAAUGUAUGGUAAUCGGGAAAAUAUCAAGGAGAAAAUUACUACGGAAUAAAAAGCACCAAUUUUAACUGUAUUUAUUUAUUGAAUUACAAAAAUUAAAACAAUUGUUUAUUUAAAAUAAUUUUUAAAAAUAUUGAAGUAUAAAAUAUAUAUUUCUUUUGAAAAAUGUUGGUUUUUUAACUAUACAAAUUAUGUGAAAAAAAAUAUUUUCAAAAAAAUUGAAACUUUUUAAAAUAACAAGUGGUUGCAAUAUAUCUUUCAUUCCUUUCAUUCAUUGAAAUUACCUAUGAAGACGUUUUCAUAUUUCCAUGCUAUUAUUGGAGUUAACCAAAUUUAGUCUGUCAAAAAUCACUAAAGUGUCGAAGUGUUUUAGUGUUAUAAUAUGAAAUUUUUUUUUUUGUAAUUAUUAAUUAUUAUAUUCAAAACAUUUUAAAAUUGUUGUUAUUUUUUUCAGUGUACUUUUUUCUUUUUCUUUUUCCUUGGUCUUAUUUUUAGGGUUCUAAAUGUAUAUUAGGUAUUUCUUUAUUUUCUUGAAAUUGCUGAUUUUAAUUUACAUGCGAAUAAAUGCCUUGUAAUUUUUAAUAUUUUUUCAGAUUUUUAGAUAG